Molecule: messenger RNA, 838 nt
Organism: Vigna unguiculata (cowpea)
Lineage: Eukaryota; Viridiplantae; Streptophyta; Magnoliopsida; Fabales; Fabaceae
Biological process (GO): xylem development
Source: RefSeq, a predicted model, not a curated record
CAUUGUUUAUUGCAUAUGUUAUAACUACACUCUUCAUUGCUUUUUUAAAACUUCUCACCACCCAACCCCACUAAUAUUUCAUCAUCGUUUCUUCAUCUUAUCUUCUUAUUGGGUUUCUGAUCAAAAACCAAGGUGCAGCUUCUAUGAGUUCUGCCAUAACCAAACCUCCGACAAGUGAGUGUGACUCCUCUGAGGAGAGUGGUUGGACUAAGUACUUUGAGGAUUUCCUUAACAAUAUUGAUGAUCACAAACGUUGUUCUGUGUCUUUCUCUGGUGUUGAUAGCUACUCCACCCUCUUUGCCUGUGCUGCUGAGAAAAUGUUAACUCAUGAUCACACCACGCAACCUGAGGAAUCAUGUUUCAGGAAGAGAAAGAAGAUCAAAACUUCUUUAGUGGUUGAUGAUGCUUUGGAAGAUACUGCAAGUUCUCCAGUCAAAGGCUCCAAGGGAAAAAGAAAUACCCCAAGAGAGAGAGAUGAAAGUCAAGAACUGGGUUUCAGAAGGGACAAUGACCACACAGAACUGAAGAAGAAAGGUCUUUGCUUAGUUCCUAUGUCGAUGAUAGCGAAAUACAUUGGUUGAUUUAUUCUAUGAAAAACGACCUAAUAUAUAUGCAUUUGGGAAAAUAUCCAUUGACACCCACAGGAAAAGAAAAUGAAUAUGAAUGUGCAACAAGAAAAAGGAAAAUGAGAAAAUUAUGAACUCUUGAGUGUUGAAAAUACUUAUGAAUUUCUCUCUCUUAAUUAGUGCACAUAAUGGAUAAUCUUUUUUUUAAGGCAAUAUAAUACUUGCCAGACAGCUAGAACAUGUUCCAUAUAUAUUAUGAAUCAAUCCAAUCA